AUGGCCUGUCGCAGCCACAAAGUAACAUGCGUGGAGCAGGCGGUGUGGUGUGAAACUCUAUUGCGGCACAGCCAGCACACUGCGCCGCUUGUGCUCGCAAACAUCAACGCAGCGGCGUAUACAAAGCCGAUGGCAGAAGGCAACGACCCGCUCGAUGUUCAGGGUGUCGCCAUUCCACCCUGCAAGGAUGUGUUCACUGAGCAAGACUCUCAUGCCAUUACCAGUGAGAAAACCUCCACCAUCAUGUCCCUCCAGGUGCUCUUUGAGAAUAUAUUCAAGCACCACGAGCUCGCGUUGCCAGACUACGCACGAGUGGCGCAGGCCGUGCAUGCCACUCUGCCUCUCACGACGCUUCUCUGCGACAUCACCAUCUACGCGUGAGCUGCCGUGGGCCUCAAGAUAGACUUUUCGGUAUUCAGCGUGUUUCCUUUCAUCGCACACAUGCCCGUCGGCCUGCAGGCAAUGUUGCCAGCCGUGGGACUGGCCUUCCCGCGUCACAUGACCUUCCGCGCCCGCAUCCCAAACUUUGCCUUCCAGGUCGCCGUCGCCGCCAACGGUGUUCCGCCGCUGCGGGACGUCGACGACGUGGCGGGCAUGUACGGCCCAAUCAUCGGUCCGAUUGUGUGGGGGGGACUCGACAUCCCUCUACCCCUCAGCCCCAACAUCCACCAGGUCGGCCCGCUCAACACCCGCGAUCAGCGCCAACCCUACCGCUCGCAGGACCUGCCGUUAGACCUCACCGUUUUCAUAGGCAGCUGCUCACAAGGUGUCGUCUACGUAAACUGGGGCACCCAAAGCUUGCCAGACCCGGGGGUGGAGGUUCGCUUGCAGGACGCGCUCGUUGAAGUCGCCCCGCUCAGCGUGGUGUGGAAGCGGCGCACCGCAUCAACAAGGCCACCGCCGCCGGCUGCUCGCUUCUACACGACGUCCUGGCUUCCGUCGACUGUACCGGUUCUGAAGCACCCGAACACGCGCUUGUUCCUCACGCACCGCGGCGUCACCUCCCUGCUGGCGUCUGUCGAGGCGGUGGUACCGAUCGUCAGCCUCCCACUCUUCGCCGAUCAAGCGGAUGCUUGCCAGCGCGUCGAGGAGGUCCGCAUCGGACUUCCAGCCAGCGAAACGAAAGCAUUCGACCCGCGCCGACGUCGUCGCCGUCAUUGCGACUGUCACUCAAAACCACAACACCCCAAUGGUGCGGCAGCUGCAGAAACUGCGCGCCAUCGCCACCGCAUACGGCGGCCCACUGCGCGCCGUUGA
This is a messenger RNA of Leishmania major strain Friedlin, 1257 nucleotides long. Lineage: Eukaryota; Euglenozoa; Kinetoplastea; Trypanosomatida; Trypanosomatidae. The record is from the annotation of a RefSeq genome assembly.